Kwoniella botswanensis is the source of this 960-nucleotide messenger RNA. RefSeq lists its product as uncharacterized. The record is from RefSeq and is a predicted model, not a curated record. NCBI's taxonomy places the organism in Eukaryota, Fungi, Basidiomycota, Tremellomycetes, Tremellales, Cryptococcaceae. Bases 1 to 960 code for a protein of 319 amino acids. The transcript is spliced from 9 exons.
AUGUUAGGGGAGAGUACUGGAGCAGCAUUCGAAGCAUGGGUGGGCGAUAAGGCGACUGGAGAACGACUGAAUGAAUACCAGAUAGAACAUCAUCCUGCGGAGGAUGGUCAGCCAGCUUGGUCGGAAUGCUUCCUUGAGACUAUUGAUGAGCCCUUCCGGAUCGAAGUGGUCAAGAUGGGCUUGGAUUCCGCAUCGGGCAGGGGUUCAAGGAGUAGUCACCGACAGGCUAAACAGGGUAUAAGUUGUGUCUGUACAUUUGAUGGAGAGUCAUUAAGCUAUUCAAUCUGGUUCGAUGAUUCCAAAUCUCAUGGAUGGUCUGGAGUAUAUGAGAAAGAUGAGAUGGAUGGAAAAGUGUAUAAAGCUUGUCUGAAUUUCGCUCCUUUGCCCACUACGGAUGAAGUCGAUAAAAUUACCAUCGAUGAUAACAAGCUCAAACAGCUGGGCGUGAUUGAGAUCAUGAUACAUAAAGGAUAUUACAUGCCUGCCGGUCCGUCAGGUAUCAAAUGUACCAACAUUAAGGUUGGCACCGCUGAUGAAAAAGCUAAAAAAACUUCCAAUCGGGAAGAGGUCUAUGAUACGUAUAAGGCGAGGACAUCAUACACUUUCUACCCUUAUCAUCCUCUGGUCAAGGAUUAUCGAUUCGUCUUCAAGUAUCGUCCGAGGGCAAUGCUGGUCCAUUCUGGAAUUAUCAAUGAGCCUCCUCCUCCUCCUCCUCUCACACAGUGGCUCUCUGGCCCGCAUAGAAGCAACUCUAAGCGGAAAAGGAACUUUGAACAUUCCGAAGUUACAUUGAUAUCGGACGAUGAGAUUGUAGGAAGAGAUGUGAAACCUGAUCUAGAGAGGAAACGAGUGAAAUACCUCGAAGAUCAAGUCAAGAAGCUCAGCUCGGAGCUGAAUAACCUGAAGAAAGGUGGUAAGAGUAAGGUCGACGCUGUUGAUUUGACUCUGGACGAUGAUUAA